AAUAGAACUACGCGGUUUAGUUCGAUUUCUAAUUUAUAAGCGGAACUAAAUUAUAUAAAAUCUUACUAAUUUCUAUAAUUUUUUUUUUAAAAUCAAGCGAAUCCAAUUCGAAGAAAUCAAACAACCCUUUCAAUUUCGAAUCGAUUCAACAAUGACGGAGGAUAGUAACGUUAGGGUUUCUUCUUCCAAUGAAGCUUCGCAAACGAGACAGAGAAAGAAGAGAAAGUGGGAUCAACCGGAGGAGUCAUUGUUACCUGCUGGGAUGGCAGUUCCUGGAGUUCUUCCAUUGAGCAAUUCUGUGCCUCAUGGCGGGGUUGUAUUUCCGGGUGUGACUUCAGCAAUAUCUGGUGCUCUUUUGACAAAUCCUUUGGCAGCUGCAGCUCUGCUUCAGCAGCAAAGCACGGUGGCGGCCCAAAAAUUGAAUCAACAAAAGAUUCAAGAUGAGUUGGUAAUUGCUCGAGAAAUCGUCAUAAAUGAUGCAGAAUCUUCUAUUCGUUACAAAUUGACAAAACGCCAGACUCAAGAGGAGAUCCAGAGGUGCACUGGUACUAUAGUUAUAACUAGGGGCAAGUAUCGACCGCCCAAUGUGCCGCUCGAUGGUGAAAAGCCAUUAUAUCUCCACAUCUCUGCAGGAGCUCAUAUAAAAGAUACGGCAGAACGGAUUUUAGUUGUUGAUCGGGCUGCUGCGAUGAUUGAAGAAAUUCUAAGGCCGGGGCAAACUUCACAGUCAAUUUCUUCCGCCUCACCUUCACCUCUGGCUAAUGGAUUGAAGGUACUGAGCACAAGUGUGUUUUUGGGCUUUGAUGCUGACCCAUCGUGGAACAUUGUUGCCCGUAUACGUGGACCAAAUGACCAGUAUAUAAAUCACAUUACCAAUGAAACAGGAGCAACCGUAAUACUGAGAGGACGUGUUUCAGGAAAUGAUGAAGGGUCAACUGGAGAAGAUGGACAACAGCCUAUGCACCUGUUUUUGUCUAGUGACAAUGCAAAAAGCCUGGAACAGGCUAAGUCCUUGGCGGAAAAUCUUUUGGAUACAAUCAGUAUGGAAUGUGGAGCUUCAAGGAUUUCAUCAUGUAAAGCUUAUAGUGCUGUUCCACCUCCACAGCCAGUAUAUACUGCUGUUCCACCUCCACAGCCAGUAUAUACCGCUGUUCCAUCACCCCAGCAGGUUUAUAGCGGCCCUACUGCCAUUUUGCCCCUACAACAAGGUUAUAGUGCUGUUCCACCCCCACAGCAGUUGUUGGCUGGAGUUCAGAGUUUGGCAGCAAGCUCAGGCAUAACCACUACAUCAUUGUCAUUGACCGCAGUUUCGACACCAAUUCCUCUAGCAAACACAAUUGGUUAUACUCCUUCUUUAGUAUCAGGUGGAACUAGCUACAUUGGAUAUGGUGGAAUAUAUCCUCAAGCUACCCCAUUGCAACAAGUUGCCCUUGCCCUGAGGCACUCACCUCCUGUUGCUUCAACAGUUGCUCCAACAACUUCCGGAUCAAGCAGAGAAUCGAAGUCAACCACAAGCUCUGAUCAUGAAAAAGAGGACAAAUGGCCAUCUCUGCGGCGGAAGUUUCAAGAAUUACCAGUUGUCUCAAAGGGCACAAGACACAAUCAGGGUGCAGCAACAAUGGACAUUGAUUUGCCAGAUGGUAUUUUAUCCUUUAUCUUUUCCAAGUUAACUUUGAAGGAUCUGAUCAAAACAUGCACACUGUCCAAACACUGGCUUCAGGAAUGGAGAUUGUCAUCAAGGCACCUCAAUUUUGAUUUCCAUAAUACAUUUCACUGCAAUACACUACCUAAACACUUUCCAACCCUCCAAUCUCAAUCUCAAUUUACUGCAGCAUUGGAUCAAUCCAUAUCAAACUAUCAACAUCCUACCAUUGACUCAAUACGAGUACAAUUUCCUUUGGGUGAUCAACAUAGUGAUGUCAUUGAUAGAUUGAUUUCUCUAGGAAUUGCCAAGGGUGUCAAACAUAUUCAACUAUUAUUCUCCGACGACGACGAUGAUGAUUUUAUAGACAAAAUUGAGCGUUAUAGAUUUUCCUUUACUCUCCUAUCAUUGUCGACCACUCUAACUUAUCUGCACCUACAGAACUGCCACCUACUAGAACCUAUGGAAUUUUGUGGGCUCAAGAAUCUCACUACUCUUGUCUUGCAAAUAACUCGUGUGGAUCAGGUUUUCAUUCAGGGCUUGUUUUCCAACUGCCUCCAUCUUCUAGACUUAACCCUCCAUAAAUGUGUCCUCUAUUCGCCUAUUACUAUAGGUGGUCCAAAUUUCAAAAUUGGCAGUUCAAAGUUGCGUCAUCUGAAAAUAAUUGACUGUCGCUAUGGGUCCGUCUCUCCUAGUAAGAUAUCUAUUGUUGCCAACAAUCUGUCAUCCUUUGAAUAUAGCGGUCAUGGCACCAGGAAAUUUGCUAUUAUGGCACCAAAGUUAUCUAAGGUUUUUUGGAAUGCAGCCGUAAACGAGAGAAAUAGAAACUCCUUGGGUUCAAUUCCAAAAUUAAAUCAGAUUGAGAAUCUGGUUAUAAUCACCACUCACUCACACAUAUCAAGAUUAAAGGCCUUGAGCAGAAUUCGAAAACUUAAGCAAUUGGAGUUAUUUAUCGAUAAAGGGCAUUUUCCUUAUAUUGAUUUCUAUUCAAUUUUAGAUGUUUUAAUGGCUACUCAACAUCUCCAAAAGCUUUCUCUUACGGUUAGAUAUAAAAGUUGGAAUGGAUUUCUUGUUCCAAGAAAAACUGCAAAGUUUUUUCACAAUGGAUUGGAAUUUGUGGAGCUGCAUGGUUGUGUAUGCAAUUCACAGACAAUAGUAUUUGCUAGGAUGUUGUUGAGAAAUGUGAAUUCGCUUAAGAAAAUUACUUUUAGCUCUUGUGACAAAUUUUAUACAGGUGCUGGAGGAUAUACUGCGAGCUCAGAUAAUAAUGGGUUUAAUCGGAAUUUUAUUUUUGAGAGCUUGAAAGAUGAAGUAAAAGAACAUUGCCAACUUGUUAUUUUGUAGAGUCUUGUUUAUUUAAUUUUUGUAAUCUUAUUUUAUUCAUAAUUUUAAUGAACUUCGAAACUUAUCAUUUUGUAGUCUUGUUUAUUUAAUUUUUGUAAUGUUAUUUUAUUCAUAAUUAGAAUGAACUUUGAAGGGGUUAUUCAUUAUUCAUAAUCAAUGAUGUCCUAAACGAUCUUAUUUGUAUUA
Messenger RNA from Vicia villosa (hairy vetch), 3172 nucleotides. RefSeq lists its product as uncharacterized. The transcript is spliced from 13 exons. The record is from RefSeq and is a predicted model, not a curated record. Gene Ontology annotation, cellular component: nucleus. The coding region runs from base 152 to 2986 and encodes 944 amino acids. NCBI's taxonomy places the organism in Eukaryota, Viridiplantae, Streptophyta, Magnoliopsida, Fabales, Fabaceae. Gene Ontology annotation, molecular function: RNA binding; protein binding.